AUGUCAGGCGAGCCAGAACAGAAAGCGCAGGAUCCUACCGCCCAUGAACAGAUGAUGGACAGCGAAAAGCACGUUAAGCGUAACCCGCAUGGCAACUUCAAAGAAGUCGAAGGUGGCAGACCGGACUGGCGAGCCAACGAGAAAUUCGCAUUCACGAAAACGAAGAAUCCAUCUUGGAAAGUCGGACAGGGCGCCAACGAUGGUGGCGAAAGUCUGAAGUAUGAUCAUGUCGACAUCGAUCCAUACGAAGACGGUAGGCCGGCCACCUUCAACUACAAGCUACUUAUCUCGGCCAUUAUACCACGACCCAUCGGCUUUGUAAGUACUCGAUCUAAGGACGGCAGCAGCACGAAUCUAGCACCUUUCUCGUAUACGCAAAUGGUCAAUCACGAUCCGCCUAUCUUCAUCGUCGGCUAUGCUGGUGGUUUCGACAAGGCAAAAGACAGUCUGAAGAACCUCAUGGAAUCCAAGGAAUGUACUAUCAACAUGAUUUCAGAGCACUAUAUUGAAGCUGCAAACGCCACGUCAGUAAACGCCCCGUAUGGCGUCUCAGAAUGGGCUCUCACAGGUUUGACUCCGGCACCUUGCAAAGAUGUCAAAGCGAGCAGAGUCAAGGAAGCUGUAUUCAGUGUCGAAGGCAAGCUCGUGGACACGAAGGAGUUCGAGAGCCGGGCCACGCCUGGUAAGAAGACUGGUGUGAUGGCUAUUAUUGAGGGUGUACGUUUCUGGGCACGCGAGGAUGCCAUCAAUGAAGAGCGGAACAUCAUCGAUCCUGCCAUCUUACGACCAAUGUCUCGUCUUGGCGGUAUAACGUAUGGCCGACUUACGGAAGGCGUAGAGAUUCCGCGACCGGACUGGGAUGAUCUCAAGCAAGAAGCUGAGUCGGCUGGUCUGGUCAAGCCGAAGAGUGAUGGGCAAUGA
Molecule: messenger RNA, 921 nt
Organism: Recurvomyces mirabilis
Lineage: Eukaryota; Fungi; Ascomycota; Dothideomycetes; Mycosphaerellales; Teratosphaeriaceae
Exons: 3
Coding region: 1-921 (306 amino acids)
Molecular function (GO): FMN binding
Source: RefSeq, a predicted model, not a curated record